Ceutorhynchus assimilis (cabbage seed weevil) is the source of this 5730-nucleotide messenger RNA. NCBI's taxonomy places the organism in Eukaryota, Metazoa, Arthropoda, Insecta, Coleoptera, Curculionidae. The record is from the annotation of a GenBank genome assembly.
GUUUUUGUUUAAAUCUAGGUUAUGUUUGUUUUGUUUUAUUUUUGUGUUCCUAAUUAUCUUUUUCCCUUAUGUUAUUCAGCAUUUAAGUUGAUUUAUUUAAUUUAUCAAAAAAAAAUGGAACUAAAUAACGAUAAAAUAACAAUAAAUGAUGAAAUUAGUAAUAGCGAAACGCAGGCCCCCAAAAAAAGUGAUUUUGAUACCUCAAAAUCUUCAACUAGUGAAUCUUUCAUACCAGAUCAGAAUGCUGUAUGUAAUUCAUUCGAUACAACUUUAACAAUAUCAAAUCGUUCAGCAAAACAAGACCUAUCUUCAGCAAUCCAACAGUCAAAUGAAGAAAAAGUCAGCAAUUGUAUUCCAACUGCACUAUUAGAUGAUAGUGAUAUUGAAGAUGAAAUUAACAAUAGAAAACAGGAGCAAGGUAAAGCUAAAAAACAUAUAGCUUCUUUAUUAUCAAGUGAUAUUGAAGAAAGUGAAAUUGAAGCUAUUAAUGAAGAGUCUAAUACAAAUCAUGAAAUAACUUCAUUUUCUGCUGAUUUGGAUCCUAAAAUCUUAAUUAUUGCUGAAAACAAUGACACAAAAGAAUCCAAUAAUGAAAAUCUUAUACAGCCACCUAAAACCCACAAAAGAAUUACAAUUUUUGAUAGUGACAGUGACUCUGAUCAUUUGGAACACAGUAAUGAUAAAAACAAUGACAAAGAGAAAUCUCAUGAUGAAAAUAGCACACCAAUAUCUAAAAACCACAAAAGAGCUACAAUUUUCGAUAGUGACAGUGAUUCUAAUGAUAUGGAGCAUGAUAAAGACUUGAUUAAUGAUGAAAAUCCCAAAGAACCAUCUAAAAACCACAAAAGAGUUACAAUUUUUGAUAGUGACAGUGAUUCUGAUCAUAUGGAUAACAAUAAAAGCCCAACUAAUGCUGUAGUUACAACACCAGGUCUUAUACUAGAAACUCUACAAAAAUCCAGACUUGCAAUGCUGUGCGAUUCUGAUAGCGAAGAGGAACCUGAAAAUCACAACUCCAGUAACGAAAUUAUAGAACAAACACAACCGGAAAUCAAGCCAAAAGCCCAGAAGAAGAGCAAACCAACAAAAUCCAAAUUCAAAGAGCUAGGAGAAGUAGCUAAGGUGACCAAUACAAUUGAAGCAGCCAAACAACGCACAGAAAUCCAAUCAGAAUCACAAAGAAUGCUUAGAGAACGCAACAUGUCUUUGCCCUACCACAAACCCAAAGCUCAUAGUCUGAAGGACUUUUUAGCCAGACGUCCAAAACUCGGCCAGCCUUUAGCCAAUAGAGCUCCUCCUUCUGUAGCCAUCAAAAUGACCACUGAACAACUAGAAGUGAUUUCGAAGCAAAUGCAAGAGCGUGAAAAACAACUCAAGGAGUUUUAUAAGUCUGAAAGCGAAUCUGAUGGGGAAUUGAAUGGGAGCGAUGGUGAAUAUGUACCACCAACUGAUGAAGAAGAAAAAAUUGAAUCUAGUGAAAGCCCUAAAAAUUCUUCUAAUUUGGUGCUUAUUGAUGGAAUACCUGUAAAUUCUUCUUCUAGUGAAAGCACUAAUGUCUCAUCUAAUUUAGUUUUAAUUAAUGGAGCACCUGUAAAUGCUUCUUCUAGUGGAAGCACUAAUGAUGAAACACCUGUAAAUGCUUCUUCUAGUGGAAGCACUAAGGCUUCUUCUAAUUUGGUUGUUAUUAACGGUUCACCUGCAAUUGCUUCUUCAACUGAUGAUUCUGAAGAAGUAGUGGCCACUAAAAACAAUAAGACUUCUUCAAGUGAUGAUAUUGAAAAACUAGAGAAUUCUUCUGAGUUAAUACUUGACAAUGAAACACCUGCCCCUUUGAGUGAGGAAUUCAAAAAAACUCCAGAAGAAAAUUCCCAAGAUGAAAUUUCUACUGAAACUGUUUCAAUACACACACAGGAAAUUGCUGAGUCAAUUCAAAUUGAUGAAACACCUUUAAUUAACAACUCAACUGGGGUUGUUGAAGAAACUCCUAUUCCAACUGAUACAGAAAAAGCUGUCACUGAGAAGCAACCAUUAGUUCCAGAACCUGAUUCAGAAAUAAUUGAUGAGACUCAGAAUGCAAAAUUUAUAUAUACUGACCUGGACAGAGAAAUUGAAAAUUAUGGAAACAUUGAAAAAGAACCACCUGUAGAAACAUACAAAUCAAAGCUACAACUUCUAAAGGAAAAAUUGGCUAAUGACAGACCCAGAUUGAGUGGGGGUCCCAAUGAAGUAAUCGAUCUUGAUUUGAAUGUAUCAAAGCCUCAAGAAGUUGUACAAUUGAUGGAAAGAUUUGCUAAGCACGCUGCUGCUAAGAGGCAGCAUCAUCAUAAAGUUAAAUUAAAUAUUGUACGUGUUGAAACUGGAGGCGAUAUUCACCAAGAAGAACUAUCAAUGAACGUGCACAGUGACGAAGAGGACGUAAUGGAAGAAAAACCAGGAGUGAAGUUUAAAAAGCUGAAACAAGAGUUACAAAAACAAAUGGAGCAGAAAAAAGCGGAAAUUUGGCAACAAAAAGCUUCUAAAGGAAUAAGAGGCGGCCUGGAAAAUGCUGAUGAAGAAGAAGAAACUGAAAAAGACAUUUUGGACUUUGACGAGGAAGAAGAAGCAAUAAUGACCGAUGAAGAAGAAGAAGAGGAUGAUGAACUAAUUGAAGACGACAUUGACCUGACAGACAAACCAACAAAAAAAUCAGCAUUUUUAGAUGAAGAAGCUGAAGAGGAUGAAGCCUCAGUUAAAGAGGGAUAUGAAGACAAUAUUGAGGAUGAAGAAAACGAAAAUGACGAAGACAAUGAUGAUGAUGAUGAUACACCUUCAGAAAUCGAAGAACCGAAAAAACCCUUAAAACGUAUAAUUAAACCAGCUGACGAUUCAGACGAUGACGAUUUGUUCAACGAAUCAAUUGCACCAAAGUCCCCUUCACAACUAGAUGCGACAAUAACCGCUGACGAAGAUGAAAUUCCGCCCCAUCAACCCCAGCGUCAAUUCCAAACCCCCAUGAGACCGGACCCCAGCCAAGCAAAAUCCAUUGCAGAUUUUCUGACCCCCAUAUCUUUCAUUACAAGCAUACAGAAUUUGAAUUCGGCUCCUAAAAAUACAACACCGUUUCGGAUGCCUUCUGACUUGCAAACACCUGACAAAGAACAGAAAAUGUGUCAAAAGAAACUAUUUGGUUUUGAUUCGCUAGAAUCGCAAACUGAAGAGUCUUUUGCAGAAUUAAUGGAAGAGCCAACUGUUUCUAUAGAAGAUAGUCCAGAUAUACCUCCAAGUACGCAGGAGAUGGCUAGUGUUUGUUCUGGAGCGUUUAGUGGUCUACAAAUGGAAUCUACUCAAUUUGUAGCCCAAAGUAGUAGUGACUUGACAAGUUUAGGUGAAGAAAACAAUAUUAUAUCUCAAUUAUUAGACGAAGAAGAAUUUGAAAUUGAUUCCUCCUCUGCAGUUGAUGUUUCACAAAUAGUUGAAACUGAACUACUUUCUGGAGGCAGGAUUAUUGAUUCUGAUGAAGAAGGUGAAGAAUUGCAACAAAUAAAAAAGAAAAAUUGCAAGCCUUUGCAAUUUUCUGAUGAUGAAAGUUCAGAGGAAGAAGUUGAAGAGGAAGAGGAGGAAAUUGAUUUGCAAGACAAUGAAGGAUUAGAUGAAGAUAUUGCAUACGAUUCUGAGGAAAAUGAAAUCGAUUUGAAUGACAGACCAGAAAAAAUUAAAAUAGCUGAUUUUGUUGACGCCGAAGCAGAGCUGUCUGAAUCAGAAUGGGGCAGCGAAGACGAAGACGAAAAAGGUCUUGACAAAUUGGAAUUUGAAUUAGGAGAUACUGAAAAAUUUGACGAUGAAAAAGUGAAAUCGGAUUUGGAAAAGAUUCAUAUGAGACGUAUGCUGGACGAUGAUACACGUGAAGUUAAGCUUCUUCAAGAGCUUCUUUUGGAAGAUGGAGAAAUGCAUGGAACUGGCAGACAGAGGCAAUUCAAAUGGAGAAAUGUUGAUUUGACUGAUGAUCAAGAUGAAGGCAAAAAGGACGAUGACGAUGUGUAUUUGGAUGAUGAAGUAAGUGAAGAGCAAUGGAGGAAAAACAGGCAUGAAAGGGAGAUGUUGCUUCAAAAGCUACAAGAAAAGAGUCAAAGUUUGAUUGAAGACGAUUCAAGUGGCAGUCAGUUGCUUGAAUUGGGUAGAAAAUUCUUGGAGAAAAGUGAAGAUUCUCAAAAUAAUACUCCAAACGAAAAGGAAAAGCCUUCUAGCCCUUUCAAGCUUACACCUUUCAAUCUACAGAGUAAACGUGGUUCGUUCCUGAACAGAAGUGAUCAAGUGCUGAAAAGAGUAGCUGAAUAUACAAAAAUUGCUAUUGCAAGCGAUUCGAAAAAGACCACCAAACACUUUUUGUUCCAAAGUACUUCUGCAAUUGAAAGUUCCAUUGAGCAAAAUAAAAAAAGGAAGGCAAAUGAAGGAACUCCAAACGUUUUGAAGAAGUUAAGACUGAGCACAAACUUUAGUCCGGCAAUGAAGAAAAAGAUGGACAAAUCAGAAAGGUCCAGGAAAUUGUUUAAUUUUUAGUAUUAUGUAUUUAAUAAUUGUUUUUUUAUUUAAAUUAUAUUUAGCAGAAAAACAUGUGUGUUGUUCUCAGCGAAUAAAAGACUUGAUUUUUUUUUUGAAACUAAUUUUAUUUCAAAUAUACACUACCAAAAACGGAUCAGUGUUUUAGGAAAUUGAACAAAUUUUAAUGACAUUGGAAGGCAGUGUCUUUGAUUUAAUUUAUUUUCUAAUUAAAAUUAAAACUCGAUUCAAAUAAAAAUUCGAUACAACAAAAAUCCAAAUAAAAAUUUGUAUGUAGCCUCCUAAAUCCAAACAAUUUCAUUCAUUGAAGAGUGGAUAUUAUACCAGUAUGUAUCUACAUCUAGCAAAUAUUAAAAAAAACUGGAUUCAUUAUUGUUCAGAUUAAGGAAGCUGCACCAUCAUAAUCAAAUGAGAAAAAUGAUUAAUAUAGCCCUCUAAUCACUAAAAUGUCCUUCCACAGGUUUUGUAAUCCUGGAAAGUUUUAUUCUAUACAAUGUUGUGUAAAAAAUGUAAUCAAUUAAACUACUUAAAAUAGCAGGUACUAGCACAUUAGACUUAAUAAAGAAUUGGCAUAUGCCAUGGGUUUAACAUUUGGGUGCGGCUGAAUAAAAAAAAAAAAAAAUUCAGUAUAAAUAUAUAAUUAAGACAAAACUUGACUUACCACAGCUUCAUAUGUAGUAUACUUAGGAAUCAUAUCUUGACCCUUAAGUGUAAUAAAAGCACCUUUAUUUCCCAUGGUAUCACAAUAGUUCGGUGCCGAAAACACAGUAAUACAUUUCCCAUCAUGUGCAACUUCAUAUCCGUCAUUUUUAACUUCAUGACUCCUUAUAACAUAAUCUAAUUUAUUCAAAUCUAAAAAUGUCUUGGUCACAUCCGGUCCGAAUUGACAUCCGACGCCUCUUUUACUCGGGGCACGGCCGUCUUGUGGCUGGGGAUCGGACCAGAGCAGCUCGCACAUUGGCCCGUCUUCAGGCGGUUGCCUGUUCCUGUCAAUUUUACGGAUUUCGUCGAGGGUAACGUCGUCGCGAGAAAAUAAGCCUCCGUGCAUUACUAGCACGCGUUUAUUUAAACAAUGAGCCAAGGGUAACCAAUUGUAAACUUCGGUGAACAAAUCGGCCAUUUGAGCAGUGUAUUUUGAUUUUACUUCGCCAUCGAAUCCGUACAUUUGAUUCAUGGUCGCACUUUCAUGAUUUC